Homalodisca vitripennis (glassy-winged sharpshooter) is the source of this 4118-nucleotide messenger RNA. It is a transcript of the gene Dis3, whose product is annotated as exosome complex exonuclease RRP44. The record is from RefSeq and is a predicted model, not a curated record. Gene Ontology annotation, molecular function: RNA binding; 3'-5'-RNA exonuclease activity; endonuclease activity. The transcript has 17 exons. Gene Ontology annotation, biological process: rRNA catabolic process. The coding region runs from base 205 to 3960 and encodes 1251 amino acids. Lineage: Eukaryota; Metazoa; Arthropoda; Insecta; Hemiptera; Cicadellidae. Gene Ontology annotation, cellular component: nuclear exosome (RNase complex); cytoplasmic exosome (RNase complex).
AACCCGGAACCGGUGCUGACUGCUGAUGAAUGAAAUGGCAAGUCUGUUGUGUUGAUCUGAAAAGGUUAUGUUUGUUACAAUUUUUUUUCAUUAAAGUUCUGUAAAGCAUUUUUUUACUAGCUAAGUUUCAAGAAACAAAAAGAAUAACAUAAGAAGUGGUGCAGUGGUAGUAAAAUAAUUCAUUCAGUGGUGUAAAACGCAACGAUGAUUGCAAACAAAGUAUUCUUGAGAAAAACCAAGAGGGGUAACAUAUUAAAGAUUGUCAGAGAGCACUACCUAAGAGAUGACAUAUGGUGCGGGUCUCAGUUGUGUGAGGUCUGCAAGCAGGAGAAUCCUGUGCUGUCCAGUGAUCCCGUCUCUGGGAGUACUCUUUUCCCACAACCUCAUUACCUAUUGCUAGACACCAAUGUUGUUUUAUAUAAUUUCCAGAUUGUCAGAGAGCACUACCUAAGAGAUGACAUAUGGUGCGGGUCUCAGUUGUGUGAGGUCUGCAAGCAGGAGAAUCCUGUGCUGUCCAGUGAUCCCGUCUCUGGGAGUACUCUUUUCCCACAACCUCAUUACCUAUUGCUAGACACCAAUGUUGUUUUAUAUAAUUUCCAGAUUGUCAGAGAGCACUACCUAAGAGAUGACAUAUGGUGCGGGUCUCAGUUGUGUGAGGUCUGCAAGCAGGAGAAUCCUGUGCUGUCCAGUGAUCCCGUCUCUGGGAGUACUCUUUUCCCACAACCUCAUUACCUAUUGCUAGACACCAAUGUUGUUUUAUAUAAUUUCCAGAUUGUCAGAGAGCACUACCUAAGAGAUGACAUAUGGUGCGGGUCUCAGUUGUGUGAGGUCUGCAAGCAGGAGAAUCCUGUGCUGUCCAGUGAUCCCGUCUCUGGGAGUACUCUUUUCCCACAACCUCAUUACCUAUUGCUAGACACCAAUGUUGUUUUAUAUAAUUUCCAGAUUGUCAGAGAGCACUACCUAAGAGAUGACAUAUGGUGCGGGUCUCAGUUGUGUGAGGUCUGCAAGCAGGAGAAUCCUGUGCUGUCCAGUGAUCCCGUCUCUGGGAGUACUCUUUUCCCACAACCUCAUUACCUAUUGCUAGACACCAAUGUUGUUUUAUAUAAUUUCCAGAUUGUCAGAGAGCACUACCUAAGAGAUGACAUAUGGUGCGGGUCUCAGUUGUGUGAGGUCUGCAAGCAGGAGAAUCCUGUGCUGUCCAGUGAUCCCGUCUCUGGGAGUACUCUUUUCCCACAACCUCAUUACCUAUUGCUAGACACCAAUGUUGUUUUGGAUCAGAUUGAUGUGUUUGAGGAAACCACUCUCAAGAACAUUAUUGUUACUCAAACGGUACUGGAGGAGGUGAAGCAUCGAAGUUCCCCUGUGUACAAACGGCUCAAAGAAAUUAUCGGAGACUCCAAAAGAAGCGUUUUCACCUUUGUCAACGAACAUCACAAGGAGACGUACGUGGAGCGAUUACCCGGAGAGAAGCCCAAUGAUCGCAAUGACCGAGCUAUACGUAUGACCGCAGCCUGGUACAUGAGUCACCUUUCUCUUGACUUGCGGAACAUGUCUAUAGUACUCCUAACUGACGAUGUUGCUAACCGGGACCUGGCCAAAAAAGAAGGACUUCUAGCAGUUUCAGUUGCCGAUUACGUGCGUAGUCUGUCCUCCUGCCCACUACUGGCAGACAAGCUCUCCUCCCACAGUUUCAGUGCGGAAGGCAAGGUGGCAUUGUUCCCCACUCAUCUGACUCCCUCCCAGGUCCACGAGGCGGUGAAGGCAGGCAAAGUGCUUCAGGGAGCCUUCCAAGCCUCUCGCGAGAACUUCCUGGAGGGCCAAGUCAAUGUUGAAGGCUUCAGCAAGCCAAUCCUGGUGCAAGGGAGAGAAAGUCUAAACAGAGCUGUGGAUGGGGACACUGUGGCUGUUGAACUGCUGCCAGAAGAGGAAUGGUCAGCUCCUAGUGAGAUUGUGCUGCAAGAUGAUGAUGACAAACAGGACACUGGAGAGUUGCCUCAGGAGGAGGAGGAAUUGGUGAAAGCUAAACAGAAGAAAUUGGCGGAGAAGCGGCCGACCGGGAAAGUGGUUGCCAUCAUCAAACGGAAGUGGAGGCAGUACUGUGGCAUUCUGCAGGCCAACCCAGUGAAAGGGUCAGUGAGGCACGUGUUUGUGCCGGCUGAUCGCAAGAUACCCAAGGUGCGUAUUGAGACUCGCCAAGCGGACGUGCUGGUCAAGCAGAGGAUCAUUGUGGCCAUCGACUCUUGGCCGAGAUACAGCAGGUAUCCAACGGGUCACUUUGUGAGGGCACUAGGAAAUAUUGGAGACAAGGACACGGAGAACGAAGUUUUGCUGUUGGAACAUGACGUACCUCAUAGCAAUUUCUCAGAGGCUGUGCUUAGCUUCCUGCCUCGGAUGCCUUGGGUCAUCACUCCAGAGGAUGUUGCCAAGCGGACAGACCUGAGGGAUGUGGUGAUCUGCUCAGUUGACCCGCCCGGAUGUACCGACAUCGAUGACGCGCUGCAUUGUCGCAGCCUAGAGAACGGCAACUAUGAGGUGGGUGUACACAUAGCAGAUGUUUCUCAUUUCAUCCGGCCUGGGAACGCUUUGGACAAGGAGGCAGCUCUGCGUGCCACAACCGUGUACCUGGUGGACAAGCGGAUAGACAUGGUUCCAGAAUUGCUGAGCUCAAACCUGUGUUCUCUGCGCGGUAACGAGGAACGGUUCGCGUUCUCCUGUAUCUGGGAAAUAACGCAAGACGCUCACAUUGUCGACACCAAGUUCUGCAAGAGUAUCAUCCUGUCCCGCGCAGCGCUCACCUACGAGGAGGCUCAGCUGCGCAUUGACGAUGCUACGCAGACAGAUGCCAUCGCUCAGUCUCUGCGCGGCCUUAACCGGCUUGCCAAGAUACUUAAGAAAAGGAGGAUUGAUAAUGGAGCGUUAGUGCUGGCAUCUCCGGAGAUCAGAUUCCAAGUGGACAGUGAGACUCAUGACCCGAUAGAGGUUCAGGCCAAGCAGCUGAGGGAGACUAACUCCAUGGUGGAGGAGUUCAUGUUGUUGGCCAACAUCAGUGUGGCAGAGAAGAUCUACAAGGAAUUCCCAGAGUGUGCGAUGUUGCGGCGUCAUCCCGAACCUCCCCCCAACAACUUCGAACCUCUCAUCAAGGCUGGGAAGAAUCAGGGCUUCGAUCUGGACUGUUCGAGUGGCAAGGCCCUAGCAGACUCACUGGAGCGUGCGGUCAAGCCUGACAAUGCGUACUUCAACACCAUGUUGCGAAUCUUGGCCACCCGCUGCAUGAUGCAAGCUGUGUACUUCUCCAGUGGUAUGUUGCAGAAGGAGGAGUUCUUCCACUAUGGGUUGGCCACACCCAUUUAUACGCACUUCACUUCGCCCAUCAGACGUUACGCAGACGUCAUAGUUCAUCGACUACUGGCCGCGUGCAUCGGGGCUGAUUCAACCUACACAGAUCUACUGGACAAACAGAAGAGUCAUAACCUGUGCCACAACCUCAACUAUCGCAACCGCAUGGCGCAGUACGCGGGCCGUGCGUCCGUCAACCUGCACACACACUUGUUUUUCAGAGAUAAGGUCCAGAACGAAGAGGGCUACGUGCUUUACGUGCGCAAGAACGCUCUCCAGAUCCUCAUCCCCAAGUAUGGGCUGGAGGGAACCAUCUACCUCACACCUCCCAACGACAAGAAGGCUGAUGUCACCUUUAUCUACAAUGACGAAGACCAGUCGCAGAGGUGCGAGGAUGUGGUGUUCCAUGCGUUCGACCCAGUCAUAGUACAGCUGAGCUUGGACCGCAGUAAUGUCCAACACGAGAAGUUGGUACUGAAGCUGGUCACACCACACAUCGAGGGCUUCAGUGUCCCGCAGACAGACGUGGAGAUGACGCCGGCUCCGCAGCCACAGCCACAGCCACAGCCACAGCCUUCUCAGACCGAAGCCAGGCAACAGCAAAAGAAGAGGAGGCACAAGUAAUAGACUACAAGUACUCUACUGUUGUGUCAAAAGUGUAUAUAAAAGUAUUUUUAUCUUUUUAAAAAAUGUGUUUCAUUAACCUAAGUCCAAAGAUUUGAACUUGGUUUUAAAUAUUUGUUUUAUUAAUUGAUUUUAAAUAUUAAUUACAGUCAUUAUUU